AUGCUAUCGGAGACUGACUAUGUGGCGGAUGGACAUCUCAGUGGUGGAGAUCGGAUAGAAUCAACCGCUCCUGGUGUCCAAUGCUCUGUUUGUAGCAGUACCUUCCGGCGACCAGAACAUCUCAAGCGACAUCUGCGCAGUCAUACCAAGGAGAAACCUUUCGAGUGUGCCCAAUGUGGCCGCCACUUCUCUCGAACUGAUACGCUACAUCGACACGAAUUGAGCCAUCAUACACAAGGAGGCGAUGGGGGCAAGGACCGUACUCAUCGAAUUACUGUCAAGACCUUUCGGGCUUGCUAUGGCUGUGCAAUGGCCAGAGUGCGCUGUAGUGGUGGCAGUCCAUGUGGAAGAUGUGAUACCCGCUCCCUUGAGUGUCAGUAUCCCACUGAACGACGAUCGAAAGCGAAGGCUCGAAAUGGAACCUCUCGGCAGCUUUCCAUAACGGAGGACAACGAACUACAAACCGCCGAGACCUUGUCACCUAAGCCCUACACAAACCACACAGACCCUGCACUGAUGGAGGGUACAAUGACAUUCCAGCUAACACAGUUACCGGUUAACGAUAUGAAUGAUUCGCAACGGGCGCCUAUUACUUCAGACCAGGACCAUCCCACAAAUACUCCAUCCCAACCGACCGAUUCAGAUGGGAGAGAUUCAGUAGCAGGUACCUCAAAUGCUCAGCUUUAUGCACCGUCUUCCAACAAAGUUUCAGAUACACCACAGAUACCACCGUCGGUCUACCAGAAGGAUGGCUGCCCUCAUCCAUAUAAUGGGCUUGUCAACACUAUCGUUCCGAGCCUAACAAGCAUGAGCUCGGACUUGAGACAAACUCAACCAGGUCUACCCGAUUCAGGAGCCGAGAUGGAAAUUGACAUGUCCGGAAACUCAGAGAUGGCGAUGGAAUUCGACCCCUCCUUUUUUGACCAGUCCAUGCUCUCCACCAUAAACUGGCUUCCCAACGAGCUUUUUACAACUAGAGAUCAGAGCCAACGACCUGGAGCCCCUUCACAAUAUUGCCAGCCUCCCAUUUCAAAUUCCUAUGCCGCUCGUACAACAUGGCAGCCACCGGUGAUCGAUACAAGACAAAUCAGCCCAUCGUUGCCUGGGAAUGCCCCCCCAAAUUUCGUCGGAAAACAUUCAAAUGUCACUAGCGAGGCAUCGGUAAAUGUCGAUUCGGUGGAUUCAGCAAAUCUAUCCGGGCAGUAUUAUGUUGAUGGCACUGGUGCUCGACUUCCUAAGUACAGAAAGAAGCAAACUUCGUGGUCCAUAUCCUCCAUUGAAGCCCAAAAUCCUGGGCAUUCGUUGCCCGACUCGGAAGGGACUCCACGGAAAUUCGGAUUCCCAAUUUUAUGCGAAAUUCGCGUGGAGAAUAUCUCACAAGAUAUAUUACGAUCAUUGAGGCCAAUCGACCCUUUUAUAUACGAUAAAAUAUACGGCGAGUUUCUUCUACUAUGCCGCAACGACAAUCCAUUCUUUGAAAUGUUUGAGUCCACACACUUUCCAACUGCAGAUGAAUGCAAUCGUUAUAUUGCUUUCUACUUUGAAUCCUUCCAAACCGUUUACCCGAUGCUCCACCUGCCUACCUUUGAUCCAAACCAAUGUCAUUGGCUCUUGACCUUAGCAAUCGUGGCGACUGGAUGUCAUUGUUCAGGUACCCCUGAGACCGACCAAUGCGCUACUGCAUUUCACGAACUGAUACGCCGAGCUUUCUUGGCCGAGAAGAACAAAAGUCGUAUAAAUCAAUACGCUCUUGACCUUAUCCAAGCAAAGCUGCUCAAUUGCAUUGGGCUUUUGCAUAGUGGGAACGAAGGAGAUCAGCGUUCUGCUAUGAGUAGCUUCAGUGAUCUGGUGGCGCUUUCGAACCUCGAAAGGCUACUAGCGUCUCGUUCGAAGAAGACACCGACGCCGAGAAGGACUUCAAAUGACGCACAAUGGAGCCAAUGGGUCCAAGAAGAGGUCCGCAAACGAACUGGAUACUGUAUUUGGCUUUUGGACAGUACAAUUGCAUAUGCCUUUGAAGAGCGUCCGCUCCUCUCACUAGACGACGGACAGGCUACCCUGCCCACACAUGAGAAGCUGUGGCAAGCGAACUCUGCGGAGACAUGGAAGCAGCAAUGGGAUAACUUGCCAGGCAAUGAAUCUCUCUAUGAUGCUGUACAUAUUUUGUACAUUGAAAAGAGACUUGUUUCGGGGAUUGGCGAAUUCAGUCACAUUCUUCUCAUUCACGCCCUCUACCAACGGAUGUGGGAAGUUGGCGAUUACUUUCGUCGACCUCUUUCUUUCUGGAACCCCACUGCCAAAAAGCAAUCUUGUGAAACCGCAAUUCCCACAGGCUCUGUAUGGCUACCAGGCAUCCCCUCCUAUUCCAAAUGGCGCAAUAGCGCAUGCGAUUGUCUAGAUAUUUUACAUUGGACAGCCAACAGCACCAUUGCAAAAGCUGCCGGCCUUGAGCAUCCCACCGUGCUCCAUCUUCACACUGCACGCCUCGUCCUACUGGCACCGUUCCGCGAAAUUCGUUCUCUAGCGACUUCUCUGGCCACCGACCGAUCAAAGUGGAGCAAACGACAACAGUCACUCGAGUGGCAAUACAUCUGGCGAUGGGUGAAACACGACCAAUAUAAAGCCCGCUUGUCGAUCAUUCACGCCGGCGUGACCCUUUGGCACAUCCGACGAUAUUCAACAAGUGCCUACCAUGAACCUGUAGCAGCCUUCCUGGCGGUGUUGACCCUGUGGGCAUAUGGUUCUUGCCACACCAAUGGUUCUCAGGAUUCCAGCCCGCGUUCCGAGACGAAUCGAGGGGAUGUGUCGCAGGAGCCUAGUUUUAUUCACUUAGACCGACCGUGCGAUGAUGAGCUCGUCCAGCUUUUUGUGCGAGAAGGAUAUGCGAUGAGGGGUAAUGUGACUGGCGUUGGGGAUAUUUGUUCGCCUGAGGGCCCAGAGCGGAUUUUAAGAAUGGGAUGUGAGACGCUAUCUGGUUUGACGGCGUGGGGUAUAUCGAAGAAGCUGAUCGCGACCUUAACGCAGCUGGCGGAUAUCAUAUCGCAUAAUCGUGAUCUAGAGCAGAGCCAUGGCCAUGGGGCUACUUUGGAUGCUCGCUGA
Penicillium manginii is the source of this 3099-nucleotide messenger RNA. RefSeq lists its product as uncharacterized. Bases 1 to 3099 code for a protein of 1032 amino acids. The record is from RefSeq and is a predicted model, not a curated record. Gene Ontology annotation, molecular function: DNA binding; zinc ion binding; DNA-binding transcription factor activity, RNA polymerase II-specific. NCBI's taxonomy places the organism in Eukaryota, Fungi, Ascomycota, Eurotiomycetes, Eurotiales, Aspergillaceae. Gene Ontology annotation, biological process: regulation of DNA-templated transcription; DNA-templated transcription. The transcript is spliced from 7 exons.